This is a messenger RNA of Helianthus annuus (common sunflower), 3169 nucleotides long. RefSeq names its product extra-large guanine nucleotide-binding protein 1. Gene Ontology annotation, cellular component: heterotrimeric G-protein complex. NCBI's taxonomy places the organism in Eukaryota, Viridiplantae, Streptophyta, Magnoliopsida, Asterales, Asteraceae. Gene Ontology annotation, biological process: adenylate cyclase-modulating G protein-coupled receptor signaling pathway. The record is from RefSeq and is a predicted model, not a curated record. Bases 212 to 2953 code for a protein of 913 amino acids. Gene Ontology annotation, molecular function: GTPase activity; G protein-coupled receptor binding; guanyl nucleotide binding. The transcript is spliced from 8 exons.
ACCAAAAAAAGGACAAAAUUCUCUUGUCUCAAUGCCACUCCCCUCCUCCCUCACCAAUAUGCUUAUUCUUCACCCUUUUCUUGUCCUUUUCACUUUCCCAAUUCCCACACCCCAUCGGAAACCCUCACAUCUUCACCUCCGUCCAGCCACCGUCCAACCACCGUCACUCCCCGUUCAAAUUUAAGGUUUAUAUUUGAUUUGGUCAUUUGAAAUGGUUGGUGGCUCACCCUACACGUUUGCUCAGGAGUACGAAGGUCCUCCGAUACCCCCUCGGGCUCUCCCGAGAGCCCUUCCGGUUGAUAUCAGUAAGAUUCCUAUGGCUUCCAUUGUUGCCAAUUCUCAUGAUAAACAACUCUCUAUGCCCGUUGUACAGCCCAUCACUAACACUUUUAACAAAUUACAAUCUAUUAUUUCCCCAACUUCUGUUAUUCCAUUCACUACUGACAAAAAACCUAACAGUACGAAAGACCUAGGGUUAGGUAUUGAAACCGAAACCACGGUGUCUCCGGAUGCGUUUAUUAGCUCGGGUGAGUUUGCAGAUAGGAUUAAUGGUACGGCUGGGAUUGGGUCGUCUUCGGUGAGUCGUGAUCAUUCGUAUGAGAUGUCAGGGAGGGGUGAGAGUUCGGGGACGUUAGGGUUUUCGGAUAGUUUCGAUAAGUCUAGGGAAUUUUCGGGUAAUUCGCUUGCGUUUGGAGCGUCGAAUGGUUGUAAGGAGAGUUUGGAUUUCAAUGAGUUGAGUCAUUCGGAUUACGGGUCGAGGUUGAGUUUUGAGUAUCCGUCUUCGCACGUUUCGUCGCUCAAGGUUGGUGAUUGUAAGGAUCGAUCCGAAUCUGGUUGUGAUUUAAGGAGAAACGUGUUGAUCGGUUUUGAUAAUAUCGAGUCUGAAGAUGAGGAUUUUCUUGAUGAUGUUGAUCAAGCUCAAGUUCAACCCGAGGUUUCUCGGGUUCGGAAAGAACCGGGGGUGAAAACUAGAAAAGGGGCGUGUUAUCGAUGUCUGAAAGGGAACAGGUUUACCGAGAAGGAAGUCUGCAUAGUCUGUAACGCAAAGUAUUGCGUCAACUGUGUGCUUAGAGCAAUGGGGUCAAUGCCAGAGGGACGAAAGUGUGUUACUUGCAUCGGUUAUUCAAUUGACGAGUCGAAGAGGGGUAAAUUGGGAAAAUGUUCUCGAAUGCUAAAACGACUUCUCAAUACCUUAGAGGUUAGGCAGGUGAUGAAGGCCGAGAAACUAUGUGCCGUCAAUCAGUUGCCGCCGGAGUACGUUUGUGUUAACGGAAAACCCCUUAGUCACGAUGAGCUGGCCGUACUACAAAGUUGCCCGAAUCCUCCAAAGAAGCUUAAACCCGGAAAUUAUUGGUAUGAUAAAGUAUCUGGUCUUUGGGGAAAGGAGGGCGAGAAGCCUUCAAAGAUUAUUAGUCCCCAUUUAAACGUCGGGGCUCCGAUUAUGCCCGAUGCUAGCAAUGGAAACACUGGUGUUUUUAUAAACGGUCGUGAGAUAACAAAAGUCGAGCUAAGAAUGCUACAGCUUUCUGGAGUCCAGUGUGCUGGUAACCCGCACUUUUGGGUGAACGAUGACGGUUCGUAUCAGGAAGAAGGACAGAAAAACACCAGAGGUUAUAUAUGGGGAAAAGCUGGAACGAAGCUGGUGUGUACUGUAUUAUCACUGCCCGUUCCAUCUAAGCAAAUUUAUCCCACUGGAGAGCAAUUGAGUAACACACUUGGUCAAUCGUUGCCCGAUUAUUUUGACCAGAUUUCACCUCGUAAACUUCUGUUAAUCGGGUGUUGUGGAUCUGGUACAAGUACCAUUUUUAAGCAGGCGAAAAUCCUGUAUAAAGAGAUCCCUUUCACCGAUGAAGAGCGCGAGAGUAUCAAGAUCAUAAUCCAGAGCAACGUCUAUGGCUACCUUGGGAUUCUUCUAGAAGGACGUGAACGUUUUGAAGAUGAAGCAUUGAACGGAAAUGAUGUCACAGAAAACGAGAAAUCUAUAUAUUCCAUCCCGCCAAGGCUGAAAACGUUUUCCGAUUGGCUUCUUAAAGCCAUGGUGGCCGGUAAUUUGGAAGAUAUAUUUCCCGCUGCCACACGUGAAUACGCACCAGUAGUUGAAGAACUUUGGAACCAUCCAGCAAUGCAGGCUACUUACAAGAGACGAAACGAGUUAGAAACACUCCCCGGUGUUUCUAGUUACUUUUUAGAACAGGCUGGUAAAAUAUUGAGCAUGGACUAUAUACCGUCAGACGUUGAUAUCCUGUAUGCCGAACAUGUUACCCCUUCAAACGGGCUUUCUAGUGUUGAUUUUUCAUUCCCGUCAUUACCAGAUGAAAGUGAUGACACAACCGAUCAACAUAAUUCUCUACUCAGGUAUCAACUAAUAAGAGUGCAAGCACGAGGCUUUGGGGAAAACUGCAAAUGGCUAGAGAUGUUUGAAGAUGUUCGUGUCGUCAUUUUUUGUAUUUCGUUGAGUGAUUUUGAUCAGUAUGCCGUUGACGGAGACGGGAAUUUGGUCAACAAAAUGCUGCUAAACAAGAAGUUUUUUACAAGUAUUGUCACACACCCGACUUACGAUCAGAUGGAGUUUCUUCUCGUACUAAACAAAUUCGACGUCUUUGAAGAACAGCUCGAACGCGUUCCGUUAACUACGUGUGAUUGGUUCAGCGAUUUCCAGCCAAUAGUGAGCCGAAAUAGCCAGAAUAAAAACAUUAGCAGCAACAAUAUUAAUCACAGUCCUUCGAUGGGACAAAUGGCGUCACAUUACGUGGCGGUGAAGUUCAAGAAGCUGUAUUCGUCGCUCACUGAUCGCAAACUAUUUGUUUUGGUGGUUAAAGGGUUAGAUCCGAAUAGUGUGGAUCAAACGCUUAAGUAUGCACAGGAGAUACUCGAGUGGGAUGAAGAGAAACCCAACUUUAACUUCAACGAAUACCCGAUUUAUAGCUCGGAUUCAAGCUCUAACUCCCAAUGAUCCACAAAUUAAUUCAGAAAGACAACACUGUACAUAAUAGUCUCAUUAUGAGAUCAUGCAAACACAAAGACAAGAACUAGCUAAGUGUUUCGACUUUCGAUUCGUUACCUGUUUGAUUGAGUUGUAUUAUAUAAUUUCAUACUGAAUCAAACUUGGUGAUACAAAUGUAUGUAUGUAUGUAUGUUCUGGAUUUGAAAAUCUGACUAGCAAGUGAAA